Molecule: messenger RNA, 1325 nt
Organism: Castor canadensis (American beaver)
Lineage: Eukaryota; Metazoa; Chordata; Mammalia; Rodentia; Castoridae
Source: RefSeq, a predicted model, not a curated record
AACACUUAACAACAAAGUUGAUUCUGUGUAGGGUUGGAGGCUAGACAGUUCUACAAGUUUUUAGUCACAUUUUCCAUGUCAGUUAAAUCUAGGGAGUUCAAGGCUACUGGAAAAAUUAGUCUCAUUACUGAAAGAAACUUAGAGAAGGAGGGAGGGAAGGAGGUACAAGAGUCCAGGAGGUACCUUUGGGCUGCAGAAGUGAUUGUAAAAUACCAGACCUGGUCUUUUCUUUUCUUUCUUUUUCUUUUUUUUUUUUUAAACUAAGAGCUAGUUUCACAAUCUUCUGGUCUUAAAACACUGAGGCAAAUGCUCAAAGAUUUAUUUUCUUUCUAAUCUUGCUGAUGAAAAAGAAGUUACUAGAAAGAAAGGAAGAAAAAAUUUGAUCUGGUGACUGCAGGAGGCCAUACGUUGCUGGUUUUAUUCUACAGAUAAUGAUUUAUGAGGAAUCCAAGAUGAAUUUGGAGCAGGAGAGGCCAUUUGUCUGCAGUGCUCCAGGCUGCUCCCAGCGCUUCCCAACGGAGGACCAUCUGAUGAUUCACAGGCACAAGCAUGAAAUGACUCUGAAGUUUCCCUCAAUAAAAACAGACAAUAUGUUAUCAGAUCAAACUCCGACUCCUACGAGAUUCCUGAAGAAUUGUGAGGAGGUGGGCCUCUUCAGCGAGCUGGAUUGCUCCUUUGAGCAAGAGUUCAGGAAGGCUCAAGAGGAAGAGAGCAGCAAGAGGAAUAUCUCCAUGCAUAAUGCAGUUGGUGGGACCAUGACAGGGCCUGGAGCGCACCAGCUGGGCAGUACCCGGAUGCCCAACCAUGACACCAGCGUUGUGAUUCAACAAGCCAUGCCAUCGCCCCAGUCCAGCUCUGUCAUCACACAGGCACCUUCUACCAACCGUCAAAUCGGGCCUGUCCCAGGCUCUCUAUCUUCUCUGCUACAUCUUCACAACAGACAGAGACAACCCACGCCGGCUUCCAUGCCAGGGACCCUGCCUAACCCCACCAUGCCGGGAUCUUCUGCCGUCCUGAUGCCAAUGGAGAGGCAAAUGUCAGUGAACUCCAGCAUCAUGGGGAUGCAAGGUCCAAAUCUCAGUAACCCCUGUGCUUCUCCUCAAGUCCAGCCGAUGCACUCAGAAGCCAAAAUGGUAAAUACCAACUCCAAGCAUCCUUUCAUGAUUUCAUGAGUUUUUCUUCCGACUUCUGCUCUGACACUAGAAUGUGAGUUAAGCCAGGUAGAGAACUCCGUCUUUGUCUUGGUGAAUAGGUUUUUCUCUGGAAAAGCAGUUCCAGAGAUAUUUGUUACAGACUCUUGGCACUGAUAAUCAUGUCCCAAGCAU